CGCGUCUUUGUGACCGCCAGCUCCCCUAACACAACGCUCAGCGCUGAGAGUUAGCUGAGAGGUCCCGCAUCAUGUCCAGCGCUAACAUGACAAUUUUUCGUGCCUACGCGCAAAAGUCUAAUCCUGCUAGUCUACCUUCAUCAGUUCUUCUCACACAUUCCGAGACAUGUUUGACGGUUUUUGACGCAUUUCCGAAAUCGAUCUUCCAUUUUCUCGUCACACCUCGUGUCAGGCCACCCUUCAACGUGUACCAACUCGCUAAUCUACGUUCGUUGCUCAAAUGCGAGAAAAACAGCGCCAAGGAACUCCUCACAGAUCUAAGCCGAGAAGCGAAUAAUGUCAAGAAAAUGAUCGAAAGUGAGAUGCUCCAGAAGUACGGAUUCAAGUGGGAAAUAUGGAUGGGCUUCCACGCAGUACCUAGCAUGGAACACCUCCACCUCCACGUACUUUCUGCUGACUUAUGUUCUCCGAGAAUGAAGUUGAAGAAGCACUACAAUUCCUUUCAUCCAAAGCUCGGCUUUUUCAUCCAUUUGAGCGAUGUUCUCUCUUGGUUCGAUGCCGAUUCGUCGUAUUAUAAAACAAUCUCUCAGCUCAAGAAGAGCGAGUAUGAGCCUUUACUUAAGGAAGAUCUUUCUUGCUGGAAAUGCGAUCGCAACCUUUCAAACAUGCCCAAAUUGAAGUCACACUUGCAGGAAGAAUUUGACAAACUGUCCGAUCAAGAAAAGGCAAAGGCAGAAAGAAAGCGGAAACGUGCCGAUGAUCCUGCACAAACAUCUUCCCCCCAAACGUCAUUGAAUGAUGAUGAUUCGCCGCCGGAUAAAUUGGUCCGUGAGAACGAGGAGCGAGAGGCCCAUAGUGAUAACUAAAUUCACUCUGGUGUACGCCAUCCAAUAAGCUUGCUUCGGUCAUUGACUCGGAAAUUGUUUGUAUCAGAUGUUUUCCGUAACUCCAAUUCUAUGAUUUUUUGACUUU
Suillus subalutaceus is the source of this 972-nucleotide messenger RNA. RefSeq names its product HIT-like domain-containing protein. Gene Ontology annotation, molecular function: double-stranded RNA binding; single-stranded DNA binding; mismatched DNA binding. NCBI's taxonomy places the organism in Eukaryota, Fungi, Basidiomycota, Agaricomycetes, Boletales, Suillaceae. The record is from RefSeq and is a predicted model, not a curated record. Bases 72 to 866 code for a protein of 264 amino acids. Gene Ontology annotation, biological process: double-strand break repair; single strand break repair. The transcript has 3 exons. Gene Ontology annotation, cellular component: nucleus.